Messenger RNA from Coregonus clupeaformis (lake whitefish), 7302 nucleotides. Its product is annotated as TBC1 domain family member 4-like. The coding region runs from base 708 to 4394 and encodes 1228 amino acids. The transcript is spliced from 21 exons. NCBI's taxonomy places the organism in Eukaryota, Metazoa, Chordata, Actinopteri, Salmoniformes, Salmonidae. The record is from RefSeq and is a predicted model, not a curated record.
UUAGUUAUUAUUGCCUGCUUCACAGCGUUGUCUCGAGCUCAUGGUACCUAAGAGAACGCUAAAUAAACAACCAAACUGAGUUUUUCCUGUGACAACUGACACACUUGCAAAGGACGGCUUUUCUUUUCAAAGGGAACAUAUAAGUGGAACUACCUUCUCUCGUUGACACUGCUGUUUUGGGGGAAAUACCCAGCAUUUUUAAAGGUGUUUUCUUCUGGCCUUUCACUGUUUACACACCGUGCUCCAGACGCAACGUUCUAGCACACUACAUAAACUUCAACACCGUUGCGAACUGCUCGGUCCACCUCGUACAAAUGUGACCUAGCAACACCAGUAAAGCACUAACGGAGCUGACAUUUCUAGGUUACGGUAGUAACCACCACCCUGUGAGGAUCUGAUCUGGUUAGCUGCAGUUGUUUCGAGCGACACGAGGAACGCGUGUUUAUGUGACUUUGUUGCAAUAACUUUCUUACCUCAACAGGACUUCAUCCUGAAUUAUGGAUUAUUAACUGUUGACAUAGAUAUUCAAAAGUGUAUCUAGCUAAUCAGCUAUACAGCUGAAUUGGGCACAAAACAACAUUGAUACAUUAUCGAUUAUCGAUGUUAUUAAUCGAUAAUUAAGGGCUGCAUCAAUUGCUAGUAUUGAAUUCAGCAAUUAGGUUUUGAAUAGUUUUAUAGUCUCUCCAUUGUCAUAUAAUUAAACGGAGAUGGAGGGUCGGGAUGACAAAGGGAAUAAAGAGAGUAAUCUCUCGAAGACAGAUAUUCAAAGGUUUGCCCUCUGGUACAUCGGCUGGUCCUCCUUGGACAAGCGGACUACCCUGCCUAUGCUGCCGUGGUUGGUGGCGGAGAUCCGGAAGAAAACUGAGAAGAACGAGUCGGGACGCGAGACUUGUUCCGUCCAGGCCAGGGAAGUUCAGCUGGUGCUCACGCCGCCGUUCAUUCGAUGUGUCCCCGCCAACAAUGUCACCAACUCAUCCGUCUUCAUCUUCGAGCAUAAAGCGCAGUUCAUCUCACGUUUUAUCCACAACAGUAAUGACCUCACAUAUUUCGCCUACCUUAUCCGGAGCCAGCCCGACAACCCGGAGUCGGAGAUGGCAUGCCAUGUCUUCAGGACAAACGACCCCAACCAGGUACCAGAAGUGAUCAGUAGUAUCCGUGCAGUGUCAAAGUCGGCCCUAAAGGAGGACUCCAAGCCCAAGCGGGAUACUGAGGAGGCCUUCUAUAACUCCCAGAAGUUUGAAGUGCUCUACUGCGGCAAGGUGACUAUCGGCCACAAGAAGGCUCCCUCCACCCUCAUUGAUGACUGCAUCAACAAGUUCCGCCAGCAUGAAUUGGAGCGCAAGCACCUGCGCCUUCUGAAUGGCCAGCGGGGGUCCACAGAAAGCGCCCCCGUGGAGUUCAUCAUGGGGGGUGACGGAGACCCCCUCUCCUCAACCACCCACAGUGAGGGGCUGGAGGAACCUGAGGGGCUGGAGGUGGAUGAGGUCACUAACAGAGGAGGUUUUGGAGGGAAGGGCAUGUCCAUCAGCCCCAGCCUGGGCAGCCUGCGGGGGGCCUUCCCCGAGUGCAUCCUGGAGGACUCUUGCUUCGAGGAGCAGCAGGAGUUCCGGACUCGUUGCAGCAGCCUGGCGGGCGGCCUACAGCGGAGGCCCCGAGAGGGUGCGCUCAAAGCUGCCCCUGCACGCCGCCGCCACGCCAGUGCCCCCAACAACGUCCAGCCCUCGGACGCCGACAAAAACCGCACCAUGCUCUUCCAGGUCGGUCGCUUCGAGGUUAACCUGAUCAGUCCAGACAGUAAGACGGUGGUGCUGGAGAAGAAAUUCAAAGACAUCUCGUCCUGCUCUCAGGGUAUUAACAAGACGGACCACUUUGGGUUUAUCUUUCGCGACCCGGGGGAGUCUGGUCCGGGCCAGUAUGUGUGCUACGUCUUCCAGUGUGCCAGCGAAUCCCUGGUGGAUGAGGUGAUGCUUACUCUGAAGCAAGCCUUCAGUACGGCAGCAGCUCUGCAGAGCGCCAAGACACAGGUCAAGCUGUGCGAGGCCUGCCCUAUGCACGACCUGCACAAACUCUGCGAGAGGAUUGAGGGUCUGUAUCCACCCAGGGCCAAGCUGGCCAUCCAGAAGUACCUCUCUCAACUGACUGAUAACGAACAGGUCGACAUCUUUGAGCGAGUUCAGAGGAUGAAGCCUGUGUCGGACCAGGAAGAGAAUGAGCUGGUGAUUCUCCACCUCCGCCAGCUAUGUGGAACCAAGCAGAAGUCCCACCUCCACAUCGGAGAGGCCCAUCUGAAUACCCCCAACACUACGACAGCAACAACGGACAGCACAGCGGCGACGGGCGGCCGUUUCAAACUGGACAUCCUGAAGAACAAGGCCAAGAGCUCUCUGACCAGCUCACUGGAGAACAUCUUCUCACGGGGCGCCAACCAGAUGAGAGGUCGCUUGGGAAGCAUGGGAAGCAUGGGGGGGAGCUUUGAGAGAGCGGACGACUCUCCCGGUGACUCCCCGCCAGGCACACCCCCUGGUUUCCCUGACGACGACCCGGAUGCCCUCCAGUUCCGGCGGCGUGCCCACACCUUCAGCCACCUGCCCGUGAAGAAGCGCAUCUCGUUCAACGACGCGCCCACCCAGGGAGUCCAGCAGGGGGGCACUGGUACCCACAGCAAGGCCCUGCUCCGCAGGCAGCAGUCUGUCAACCCCGAACUACUGCAGAGCAGUAAUGGGGAGGGCAGGAAGAGGACCCUAUCUGGAUGCAGCAGUGACAGUGUGUGUGCACCCCUGAACCCCCGCAAAGUGUCCUGGAGACAGAAGAUCUUCCUGCGGGUCGCCUCGCCCAUGAACAAGCCCACAUCCAUGCAGCACCCAGACCACUGUGAUGUGCUGGACCUGCUGCCCCUCUCCCCCCACUCCUUCGACCCAAGUCUGGACCCCCUGGCCAGCCUGCUGCCUGCCUCGGGAGACCCCUUCCCUGGGGAGAGGCCCAAGAGGACGGCGGUGCACUACCGGACCCUAUGGAAGACUGCGAUCCACCAGCAGAUACUGCUGCUGCGCAUGGAGAAGGAGAACCAGAGACUGGAGGCAAGUCGAGACGAGCUGCACAUCCGGAAGAUGAAGCUGGACUACCAGGAAGUGGGGACGUGCAUUAAAGAUGUGCAAGCCUUCUGGGACAGGAAGCUGAGUAAUCCGGGCAGAGCCAAGGUCGUCCCGCUGGACAAAGAGGAGAUCCACAAUGCAGUCUCUCAGGGUGUCCCUAAGGGCAGGCGUGGGGAGGUGUGGCUCCUCUUCUCCCACCAGCACCGUCUGAGACACCGUCUGCCCCCCGGCCGCCAAGCCCCAGACACCCCCUACCAAGACCUGCUGAAGCAGCUCACCGCCCAGCAGCACUCCAUACUGGUUGACCUGGGUCGGACGUUCCCCACCCACCAGUACUUCUCUGCCCAGCUGGGUGCAGGGCAGCUGUCCCUCUACAACCUGCUCAAGGCCUACUCUCUGCUGGACAUUGAGGUGGGCUACUGCCAGGGCAUCAGCUUUGUGGCAGGUAUCCUGCUGUUGCACAUGAGUGAGGACCAGGCCUUUGACAUGCUCAAGUUUCUGAUGUACGACCUGGGCUUCCGCAGACAAUACAGGCCUGACAUGACUUCUCUACAGAUUCAGAUGUACCAGUUGUCCAGGCUGCUGCACGACUACCACAGGGAGCUGUACAGCCACCUGGAGGAACACGAGAUCUGCCCCAGCCUCUACGCAGCCCCAUGGUUCCUCACACUCUUUGCCUCCCAGUUCCCACUUGGAUUCGUCGCACGGAUAUUUGAUAUCCUAUUUGCCCAGGGGAAUGAGGUGAUCUUUAAGGUGGGUCUGUGUCUACUGAGCAGUCACGAAGGGGAGAUAGUGGAGUGUGAUAGCUUCGAGACUAUCGUGGACUACCUGAAAACUACAAUUCCUAACCUCACCCACACCCAGAUGGAGGAGACCAUCUCAAAGGUGUUGGAGAUGGACAUCUCAAAGCAGCUACAUGCGUAUGAGGUGGAGUACCACGUGCUGCAGGACGAGAUGGUGGACGCUGUGCAACAGUCAAACAACACAGACUGCCUGGAUAAACUGGAGAAGACCAACAACCAGCUGAAGAAACAGAACAUGGAUCUGCUGGAGAACCUACAGGCGGCACGUCAGAAGAUCCAGAGCCUGGAGGCCACUGUGGAGAACUUCCUGUCACGCGAGUCCAAGAUGAAGCACAUGAUCCGCUCGCUGGAGCAGGAGCGCCAAUCCUACCAGAAGACUAUCGAGCGCAUGCGCUCCUGCCUGCCCCCGGACGCCCUGGCUGACGUGGAGAUGACCCACAUGGUCAAGCCGGCCCAGGGGCCAAACAGCAAGGCCAAGCCCGCCGUCAAGAAGCCUUAAUGGGGGAGGAGAGGAAGGCAAAGGCACCCGAUCUGGAGGUCUAGAUGGAGAGACUCUGGAGGAUGGACAGACAGAGAGAGGGAGAUGGAUAUUACUGACAGAGUGAGAGGACUCUGGCGAUGGAUGGAUAGAAUUUCUGAAUUUGAAAAUGAACUUUUUACAUUUGUGAAACUGUUUAGCCGUACAUGUUUGGGCCCUGUAGGUGUGUGUAUAUGUGUUGUCGUUUUACGACAGGUGGUGUAGUUCCUUUAUGAUGUGUCGCCAUUCCGACAGACAGACUGACUUGACAGUAUGGGAACUGUACUAUCUCCUUCGAGACCAUGCACCAUUGUUGAGGAGGGCAAAGUGGGGAUGUGGGGGCGGCCGUGUGGGAGCUUUCCUGUCACAAUGGAACCAACCAAUGGAGCUGUCCCAAAAGUGCAAAACCGUCCCAUCUGGCAUUUCAGGCAGGCUCAAUCAAACGCAAAAAAAAUAAUGUUUUUAAAGAAAACAAAUACUACUUGAACCCAGGUCUGGAGCAUAGAGUCCAGUGUCCAUGACAACGCCUGUGUUCCAGCGAUGUCUUUGCUGAACAACACUGAUCAGCAUAGCAUUUGUUAUUUCAAAGAUACCUACAAUUAUGGAUGUGAAUGUAAUUCCCUCCAAAGAGCAUCAUGAUUAUGACUUGUUGGGGUAUACAAUAACCAGACAAAUAUUGAUGUCUGUGUAAAGUAGCUACAUGCCAGCAUUGAGAAUAAUGUCUAGCUUGCCUUGUUACACGUAUGUUCUUUACAUGUUUUGUUUUGUCGCCUUUCCAAACACACACAAUAAAGGGACGGAGGAUGGCAGAAAAAUCCCUGCUCUCAGAGUGUACACAUAAAUCAUCAUCAUCCUCUUAUACACUACCUGGGUGUGGGCUUAUCAGAGCUCAGUAUUUUUCUGUCCUAUUCUUGCUGAUGUUGUCAUACUGAAGUGGUACAGCUGACAGAUUACAACACUGUUGCCACAUAUUGGCCAUGUGGUCUGUUUUGAAUGUGCUGUGUGUGCCUGCGUGCAUGUGUCUGUGUGUGCGUACACAGGAAACAAAAAGAGUAUAAAGAUGGUUCACUGUCUCUGUAGGCUGGAGAACAGACUGAGUUGAAUGUCAUACCACACACACACACACACACACACACACAGCUGACCUCAUGGACAGACACUUUUUCAUGAUGUUCCAGGACGGUACACACACACACACUGUCUCCAGGACUUUCUCUCUUCCUUCAUACUGUUUUAUCCCACCUUCACAUCUGAGUCAUGUUCUGAUUUGAAAAUAUAUAUAUAUCUCUGCUCUGAUAUUGACUGUUAAACACUGACCUGCCUGCAGCUGAAAAAAAUAUAUCUUAAAAAGUUUAACGUUGAAUAUUGUUGCAAACAGUGUUAUACUGUUCACUUUUUUGUAUUGUGAACUGAAAGCAGUUAGUGAAAGUUGACCAAGUGGACAUGUAGCAUAUUUGGGUCUUUGUAAUAUGGAUGAUUUCUAUUAUUUGCUUUCUGAGAUGUUGAAACAAUGUUUAUUUUUGAUGGUCAAUCUGUCAAUCGUGUGUGUACAAUGUAUGAACAGUUAUGUUUCACAGAGUUGAUACGAAUACGAACGGCACUCCAUGUGGAUACCUUGAAUUAGGCUACUGCAGCCGAUCCACACACGUUUAAGGUUGACAAAGCCCAUUCGACUUGAUCCCUCAUCGUCAACUAGCCUGUGACCAUCGAGGUGACAAAGUUUUACCACAACCUUUUCACAACCAGUCGACACACACAGAACUAAAUGGUGAUGUUUUCUAUAGCUACAUCAAAUUAAGCAGCAUAUCCAACAUUUUCACACAAAAAACAACAACAUUUAAUUUGAUCAAGAAAAUAAUCCUGCAGCAACAGGAAAUGUGAAUUAUUAUGUGGAUUAUAAUUAAUGGAAAUUUUUGCAGGGGGUGAUACGUUUUUAGUUAGGAUAAAUCAAGUCUGACAUUUUAAAGUGGAAAUUACAAACUUUAGAAACCUUUUUAAACCUUGAACAAUUUGCAUUUCCUGAUGUGCAGGAAAAAUCCUUGCGACAACAGUGAUCAAAUUAAGAUAUUACAUCUGUAUGACACAGGCUUCUCUUAUUCGAUGGUUCUUAGUCUUCACUGUGGACAUUUUUUAUGUAACUCAUUUCUUUUUCAUAUCAGUGCUUUUCUUAGGGGGAGUGUUGGCUGUGGUUGCAUUGUUAUUUGCCUCAAUGUACUCUCUCCUGUACUGCCUUUUGAACCAAAGAGGUUUUAAUGCUUUCGUUGCUAAAUGUUUAGCAACCAGUCUUUUUUGUCUUAUAUUUAAUCAAAUAAUCACUGUUACUGUUUCAGCACUGUUUUUCAACACUGUCAGUGUUUAAUUGUUUCAAAAUGUUCUGUGUUUUCAUGUGUUUGAACGCUUUUAGUGUUUUCAUGUUAAAAAAGCUCAAAAGAGAUCUACUUCUGGGUCAUACAAAGACAACCGUCCUUUUGCUAUCUAGAGAUUCAUGUCUUACAAAGAUGAUCAAUAGGCUGGCCAAUCAUCAUUGAUAAUCAGAGUGAACUAGUUUUAAGUCAUGUUCUUGUGUUAACUCAUAAGUGCCAAAACAAAGCAUGAAUGCAGUCUUCCUCAUCUACCCUGAAUCGGAGAUAAGCUUAUGACCGGGAUUGAGGGUGAUAUAAGGGAAGCCCUAAUGGCUAGCUUGAGCGUUUGCAAUGUUCAUUUUCUUAGUGUUGCAUCUGUGUACGUAGCCUACAUCAUCGCAUUGUUCAAUCACUACUAUGGAAUAACAUCGUUUGUGUUGAUUGUGUUGAAUGAAUGUCGAUUGCCUGUUUUGUUGAAAUGAGGCCUCACAAAGAAAAAUGUCAUGUGCACUUCAAUAAAUCACACCUUCACUUACUUUUUCUAUUCA